UUAGGGAUUUCCCCAUCAUUGGCCAACCCACGUGGCUGUUGUACUAAGGAGAGAGAUGGUGUCCAGGAUUUCUGUACCUUUGCUUAGAGUCUCUUUGCUUCAAUGCAGGACAUUCUGUACCCAGGAGUUCCCUGUUGGCCCUAAUGAUGAACGUGUACAAGAACUGCUACUCAGAAUGACGGGAAUGGACUUUGACAAAGUGUUUGCUGCGAAGAAAGAGCCGCUCAAGCUGCCCCAGUACAGGUUGAUGACAAUGGAAGAACUAAAAGAAGUACAUGCAGAGACUACAGCCAAGGCUGGAGAGCUGUUGCGUAUGCCACCUAUAGUGCCAGUGAGGGAGCCACAAGGUGAGGUGGGUGAGAGGGAUGAGAUACUGGACCAGUACUUGGACAAUAAGAUGGUAUUCACUGACACUACACAGCACAAGGAGAACAAGGAACGUCGUAUUGUUGUUCGUGAGACUGAUGGCACUCUACGAGAUGCCAACUGGGACGAGAGGGACAGGAUGUGUCAGCUGUUUUUCCCUGUCCUGGGUCGCAAGAUGUGGCUACCUCCUGUUCUCCAGGGUGGCUCUGAGACAAUGGCCAGUCUCAGGUCUCACUUCCAUGUCAACAUUUUGGACCGAGUGUGUCUGCAAUGUGAGCCAGACUCAGAGGAUUACACCAAGAUUCAUCAUGCUGUGUACGAUCACACUGAUGAGAACAGACUGCACGACCUGCUCAGAUCCACCACGUACUUUGGCUCUAUGGUGUGGUACCUCGUUACUGUGAAGAAUAACAUUUCGGGACUGCUCAAAGACAUGCUUUCAAAAAAGUUAUUGUCUGAUGCAGUUGACUUACUAGCAUUGUACUCCAUGGUGUACCCUGAAACAGAGCUGCCUCAUAAUACUACAGAUACUGACAUCACAAAAAUACAGUUCAUAAAGGUAUGUACUGGUACAGUUCAUAAAGGUAUGUACUGGUACAGUUCAUUGACUAAUGUAAUUAAUCCCAUCCCAUUGUUCAUGGGUUCAUGGGUUCAUGGGUUCAUGAGCUCAAGGUAGUAGUUAACUUGAAGUUGAUCUCAUAACACCUCGUAAACAAUUUAACAAAAGUCUGGUAGCUUUUUGUGGACAUUUAUACUGAGUUUCAAAACAGUGCUGUUAUUUAAUAAUCUAUUUCGUAACUGUGUUCCUAGUGUGUACA
Messenger RNA from Halichondria panicea, 1184 nucleotides. RefSeq names its product small ribosomal subunit protein mS22-like. Gene Ontology annotation, cellular component: mitochondrial small ribosomal subunit. Bases 56 to 1042 code for a protein of 328 amino acids. The transcript has 8 exons. Lineage: Eukaryota; Metazoa; Porifera; Demospongiae; Suberitida; Halichondriidae. The record is from RefSeq and is a predicted model, not a curated record. Gene Ontology annotation, molecular function: structural constituent of ribosome.